Molecule: messenger RNA, 390 nt
Organism: Amoebophrya sp. A25
Lineage: Eukaryota; Dinophyceae; Syndiniales; Amoebophryaceae
Source: the annotation of a GenBank genome assembly
AAAUUACAAGAACCUGAUCUGGCCACGAGAUUCAGCACCACGUGCUGGAGGGGAUGUAUUUCGAUGUUAUAUCCGUUAGGUGGUCGUUGAGAACUGCCCAAAGGCUUCAUUGGUGGGCUCUAGCUUUUCUACAGCGGUUGCCGUCGUGCUUAAUCGUUUGCGUAGUCGUAGCGCCUGGCCGUUGUGCUUCAGGCUUCCCCCGGGCUAAAUAAAUGGAACUAUUGCGGGAAAUUGUAGACCCAGGCACCAAGCCUGCGGGUUCGUAGGCAAUUAGUGCGUCCGUAAUAUAAGGAGGUUAAUGCACUCCACCUGCCGCUGGUUUGCGAACUGGAUAAAACUGGGAUCAUCCUGCCGGCGGUCUUGGCAUACAAAAAAAAAAUAAUUGCCAGG